This is a messenger RNA of Penicillium argentinense, 1200 nucleotides long. RefSeq names its product ATP-dependent RNA helicase eIF4A. NCBI's taxonomy places the organism in Eukaryota, Fungi, Ascomycota, Eurotiomycetes, Eurotiales, Aspergillaceae. Gene Ontology annotation, cellular component: catalytic step 2 spliceosome; nucleolus. The record is from RefSeq and is a predicted model, not a curated record. The coding region runs from base 1 to 1200 and encodes 399 amino acids. The transcript is spliced from 4 exons. Gene Ontology annotation, molecular function: mRNA binding; RNA helicase activity; ATP binding.
AUGGCGGACGGAAUCGACAAGCGCGCUGAUGACCGCAUGGAGUUCAAUACCUCCAAGGAGGUCACGGUAGCGCCGACCUUCGAGGAUAUGCAGCUGAAAGAGAGCCUUCUUCGUGGAAUCUACGCUUACGGUUAUGAAUCUCCUUCGGCUGUUCAGUCGCGUGCGAUCGUCCAGAUCUGCAAAGGUCGCGAUACCAUCGCCCAGGCCCAGUCCGGUACCGGUAAAACGGCGACUUUCUCGAUCAGUACCCUGCAGGUAAUUGACACUGCUGUACGAGAGACCCAAGCUCUGGUUCUUUCUCCGACUCGCGAACUUGCGACACAGAUUCAAUCCGUUAUGAUGGCCCUCGGCGACUACAUGAACGUUCAAUGCCACGCCUGCAUUGGUGGAACCAAUGUUGGCGAAGACAUCCGCAAGCUUGACUAUGGUCAGCAUGUUGUCUCAGGAACCCCCGGCCGUGUCGCCGAUAUGAUUCGCCGCCGUAACCUGCGCACGCGUCACAUUAAGAUGCUCGUUCUCGAUGAGGCCGAUGAGCUUCUCAACCGCGGUUUCCGUGAGCAGAUUUAUGAUGUCUACCGUUACCUCCCGCCUGCAACACAGGUAGUGGUUGUUUCGGCUACUCUGCCCCACGACGUAUUGGACAUGACUACCAAGUUCAUGACUGACCCCGUCCGUGUUCUCGUCAAGCGUGAUGAGCUGACGCUGGAGGGUAUCAAGCAAUAUUUCAUUGCUGUUGAAAAGGAGGAGUGGAAGUUCGACACGCUCUGCGAUCUUUACGAUACCCUGACCAUCACUCAAGCCGUUAUCUUCUGCAACACCCGCCGCAAGGUCGACUGGUUGACCGACAAGAUGCGCGAGGCUAACUUUACCGUGUCGAGCAUGCACGGUGAGAUGCCUCAGAAGGAACGCGACAGCAUUAUGCAGGAGUUCCGCCAGGGCAACACCCGAGUGCUGAUCUCAACUGAUGUCUGGGCCCGUGGAAUUGAUGUCCAACAGGUUUCACUGGUCAUCAACUACGAUCUGCCGACCAAUCGUGAGAACUACAUUCACCGUAUUGGCCGUAGUGGUCGAUUUGGUCGCAAGGGUGUUGCUAUCAACUUUGUCACGAAUGAUGACGUCCGCAUCCUUCGCGACAUCGAGUUGUACUACUCGACCCAGAUCGACGAAAUGCCCAUGAACGUUGCUGAACUUCUCGGUUAA